ACGUCAGGGAACAUGUAUUGUGCCUCUGGUCGAGUUCAACGAUUCGUGCAGCUCUUGUGCGCAUGAGCGAAGAGGACACUUCACCGGGACUUUUACAAAGGGAGCACAGGGACUGGAGAGGGACCUAGAAACAAACUUCUUUGGAAAAAAGGCAAUGCUUGUCAUCUGUUAAAGGGUUUCUUGCUGCAUGUUUCAUUUGGAGAACGUAAGCAGAACUGUGGGCCUUCUCACCACUCAACAGCAGUUUGCAGGUUGCACGGCAAGCUUAUUUGAUGCAUGACAUUUGCAUGAGUGCAUUCAGGCUCUCUGCGGGAUUUCGAGCGAGUGUCUACAGCAAUGGCCCAAACCAUGCACGUUAACGGCAGUGCCUCAGAAAAAGAUGAUGAUGAGAAGGACCCUUACUGUUUGGAAACCCCGUAUGGUUAUCAGCUAGACCUGGACUUCCUUAAGUAUGUGGAUGACAUUGAGAGGGGCAACACCAUCAAGAAGCUGAACAUCCAAAGGAAGCCAAAAGUGGUCAGGUCUGCGCCGCCUCCUCAGAGUAGUUGCAGUGGCCAGACUGAGUGGACUUCAACAGACUCUUUAUCUUCUUCUAACAGCGAUGAGAGCAAACAGUCACCAGUCUACUUUACACCUCAGAACCAGGUAGCCCCCCCUGGCCAUACUGCCCAAGUCCAUGAAGCUCCCCAAGCCUUUGUGAACAUCCCUGAGACCAAGCAGCUGCUGCCUCCACCUUCUCCCCGCCUUCUUCGCCAUAACCCCCAAGUGGAGAAAACACUGAUGGAGACCCGAAGGCGACUGGAACAGGAGCGGCUCCUGAUGCAGCCACCAGUCAAUGAGCCGCCUCGUCGGCGACUAGCCAGUUUUGGAGGAAUGGGCUCUUCCAGUUCCCUGUCCUCUUACAGUGGUUCCUAUGGGCCAAGCCAGAUUUCACCCAGCUCACAUUCUUUUCAACAUAAUGGACAUCUAGGCAAUGGCGAGUACAACCCCUACUUCACAUCCUCUAUGGGCAGUUCGAUCCGCCACAGUCCCCUCAGCUCAGGCAUGACCACACCAGUGACCAAUGUUAGCCCACUGCACCUCCAGCACAUUCGAGAACAAAUGGUAGUGGCUCUAAAGAGACUAAAAGAACUGGAGGAGCAGGUAAAGACCAUCCCAAUCCUUCAGGUCAAGAUCUCAGUCUUGCAAGAAGAGAAAAGGCAACUAGUGUCCCAGAUGAAGAACUCCAAGGUAGCGGGGCAGAGUCCAGGUGGAGGAUUCAGGAAGCGCUCCUAUAGUGUUGGCAGUGCUGAGCAGUAUGAGCCCCUGACCCAGCUCAGGACAGGCUCUGAACUCCACAUUGAGGAGAUGGAGAACACUGAGCAGAGCACUCAAAGGCUACAAGAGUUCAGGCAACUGACAGCUGAAGUGGAGGCUUUGGAGAGAAACCUGCAGGAUAAUCGUGAGGAAAGGAAGCACAGCUUUCACCAAACAGAGGAAAAAAUAAACCAAAACGUCCAGCGGUUGAGGCGUGAGAGCAAGUCCAUUGGUGUUGGAGCUGAUGAGAACAUGAACAAUGUGGUUGUAUAUCGGAGGUCACCUGGACAGUACAGAGAUGUCGCUGUGGGAACAGAGCAGGAGUUGAGGAGCACAGGAGUUGGUGUGACUGAAGCCAUGCUAGGUAUGAGCAGUGAAGUAGAAGCUGAAAUUGAGAUGCAGCACCAAACCAUCGAAGCCCUGAAAGAGAAGAUCUACAGACUGGAGGUUCAACUUAAGGAGACCACUCACCAAAUGGAAAUGGGAAAGCUAAAGCUUCAACUUCAAGAGGCUGGAUCGAGAAAAAAGGCAGACAAGGGAAUGAUGGCAAGGCCAGAGAUGUACAGCACUUCAGUGGAGGCCAGAGUGUCCACACAGAGCCAAUGUGUGGGCAACCAUGUUGAGUUUAGCAAUGCAAGCACAAAUCAUGUCCAACAAAUGAAUUCAGUAGGCAUUAUUUGCAAACCAGAGGCAAGGCACGUUUCAGUGGGUCCGGAGUUGCCAAUGGAGCGGUGGAUUGUACAAGAACGUGCAGAAGUUAAGGAACAAGGUGUUGGCAAGCAGGUUGUGAUGUGCGACCAGGGUGUGGGAGUGGAAUUAAGUGUAUGUGACAUGGGGAUCAACACUGAAUUAACGGCUGAAGGUUUAGGACUAUGCAAAACCGAGGCUGAACAAGCCAAGGAGUUCAGGUCUGUUGGAUGUGGAGAUUGUUCAGUCGAUGUAAUGGUCAGGCCUAUCAAGGAGAUGGCAACCCAGAGCACAGCAACAGAUGAAGUUCACAGAACUGACUUUGGAGUCAUGGUCUUACCCAUGUGUGCCUCACAGUACACAAAUACAGAAAUUGAGACAAUAGGCAAGUUAACCAAUACAGACAAGGUAGUUCUUACGGAUUCCAGCACCACUACACAACCAUACUCACAAGACAAACAAGUUAGCACCGUACCAGUGGAGACUCGUACAAUUGCCAUUGGUGAUGGUCUUGUAAAAGAUGUGCCGGCCACAUUAAAAACGCGCUCAGUUUCAGUAGGUACAACAGCAUCUGAAGAAGGUAUGCAUGACAAGUCGCCAUCUUGCAAAACCAAAGAGACUGGGGUUGGCCUCAUGAACAUAAAUGAAAACUUUUUAGUCGGUCACAAGACAAGGAACAUUGCAUGUGGCCCUUCUCAGUCUCCUACCUUGAUCCAACUUGAGAGUGUUCCUGUGGGAUCAAUGUCAUCAGCAGGACCCAUCCACUCGCAGGCUGGGGCAGGUGUUGGUCUCGAUCACUACAUAGAGAGAGUGCAGAAGCUCUUGCAGGAACAGCAGAUGUUGCUUGCUCAGAACUACAGUGAGCUGGCAGAUGCAUUCGGCCCACCUCAACAAUCCCAGUUUAGCUCCAUCAAUAGUGAGCUGGUUACUACUCUAUCAUCCAUCAAUUCAGUAAUGAAGUAUGGAAGUGUUGAGGAACUCUCCAAUAUGGACCUUCUGAGACAGAAGGAGAAUUCAGACCACACCGUGAAAGAAACACAGAUGGUCAGUUCCCACUCGAGUAGUUCGAGCACAGAGGUCACAAGGAUAGAAAAUGUGUGUAUUGACGAUGCACAUGGUACAGCAACACAGAAAAGCCGCAUGGACCAGCAAAUGUCCACAGCACUGCAUGGCAGUCAUAGGACCCUGAAAUCCAUCAUGAAGAAAGAUGGUCAUCAGGGGCCUAAUGGCACAAAAAAGAACCUGCAGUUUGUUGGUGUAAAUGGAGGCUAUGAGACAACAUCGAGUGAUGACUCAAGCUCAGAAGAAAGCAGCUCCUCUGGGUCAGAGGAUGAAGAGGAGGACAAAGACAAGAUGGUGAAUGUGAGAGAGAGGAGGAAAGAAGAAUUCAGGAAUAAUGAAGCAGUGGAUGAAGACAGAGACACUGAAGAUUUAGGCCAGGACAAAAGGCAGAGGUAUGAAUUGAAUGAGAAGAUGCUUUCUGCAUGUAACAUGCUGAAAUCCCACCUCAACGACCCCAAGGCUUUAUCUAGUAAAGAUUUGAGGCCAUAUGUGAACACAGUGCAGCACGAGUGGUUCCGAGUGUCCAGUCAGAAGACGGCCGUGGCGGAAAUGGUGGAGGACUACCUGAAUGCUUUCAGAGGCAUCUCCCCUGCCCUGCUGCAACACAUCGUAAACAUGGCCGAUGGCAACGGCAACACUGCCCUCCAUUACAGUGUGUCCCAUUCCAACUUCCACAUUGUGAAAAAACUGCUGGAUGCUGAUGUCUGCAAUGUCAAUCAGCAGAAUAAGGCGGGCUAUACUCCCAUCAUGCUGGCAGCGCUCGCUGCCGUGGAGGCCCAGAAGGACAUGAGGGUGGUUGAAGAGCUGUUCGGCAAAGGCGAUGUCAAUGCUAAAGCCAGCCAGGCUGGUCAGACAGGGCUGAUGCUGGCUGUCAGUCAUGGCAGAAUGGACAUGGUGAAGGCUCUGCUCGCCUGCGGUGCAGACGUCAACAUCCAGGAUGACGAGGGCUCGACCGCACUUAUGUGCGCUAGUGAACACGGCCACGUUGAGAUAGUCAAGCUACUGCUGGCUCAGCCGGGUUGCGACGCCACACUCAGCGAUAAUGAUGAGAGCAAUGCCCUGUCUAUUGCUCUGGAAGCAGGUCAUAAGGACAUAGCAGUGUUGCUGUAUGCCCAUAUGAACUUCUCCAAAGCUCAAUCACCAGGUACGCCUCGACUUGGGAGGAAGACUUCACCCAGUCCUACAAGGAAAGGGCAUGUUUGAUCAUAGAGCUUCUACCCCACCCUGCCUGAGCUGCUAUUUUUUUUCAGGUUCUGCCAUGCCUACCAUUUUCAUCAGCUAGAAACCAAAUCUACAGCUAAAAGACUGAAAACUUACUUCAAACCUCAACUAAUGAGUAGUAGGCAAUUAUACUGAGCACUUUUUUCAAACUUCUCCUGGGUUAUGUCUUUCUCCUUGGCUUUUAGAUUAUAAUACAAAUGGACUUGCUAGCUAAGAGUCAGUCCCUUAAAGACCUCAAAUGUGUACUCACCCUGAAUGUAUUCAGAAAGUAUUCUUCUGCCUGAAAUCACCAGCGUAAUGUCAGAGCUAGACGUCAACUGGAAAGUGGCUAUGGAGUUGCCUUCAGAAUAUUGUUAUUCUCAUAUAAAUGUUUAAUUUUAUAAUAUAUGGAUAUAUCUUUGUAUUCUUCCUCCUUGUGAGUGGUCUAAAGCUUAAGUCAAGGUUUUUUUUUUUGGUUUUUUCCCCUAUUUUUUUUUUUUUUUUUUUUUUAAAUAAUCAAUAAUUUAUAAUUCCAAGAUGUGGCCAAUGUUGCCUGAAAAUGAGCUUUAUAUUUGAACCAUGUAUAUGCUGCCCGAUAUGUUCAGCCUUUGGGGUUUAAAUCUUUUCUUCUUUAAACAGAGUUUCCCCAGCAGAGAUGCCCAGUGGGCAUCAGAGGUUGAAACACAGACUUUCAACAUGCUAUUUUAAACAUAUUUCUAGAUUUGGAUUUGGUCCUUACUUUUAUACUUGCCAUUUUAUCUAUUUAAAAAUCACAGUAUUUAGGACAUUUCAGAUUCACUUUGUAACAUGAAGUUAUAUAUGUACCUAUUAAAAGUUUUUAUCGGAAAUAAUUGUAUUUUUAUUGUAUAUAUUGUAUGUUUGCGAUAAGUGGAUGCAGUAGCUUGGUUCUUCAUGUAAUAAACUUAAAUGUCAUAGGUGUAAUAAUAUGUGGCUUUUCAUGUGGUCACAAAUAGAAUAACAGAUAACUACAGAUAGUAGCCAAUAACUUGAUAAUAAAGUACUAAAAUGACAUGGCUUGUGCCCUUCUCUCUUCUGAAACUCUUAUUUCAGUUAGUCCCCUUUCUUACAGGUCAAUAGUACAAUGUCUCCCUCUACUGGAAUCGACAGCUAAUGUAUAUUUCUAAUAUAUU
Messenger RNA from Onychostoma macrolepis, 5396 nucleotides. RefSeq names its product KN motif and ankyrin repeat domains 1a (gene kank1a). Gene Ontology annotation, biological process: negative regulation of actin filament polymerization. The transcript has 13 exons. The coding region runs from base 337 to 4248 and encodes 1303 amino acids. Lineage: Eukaryota; Metazoa; Chordata; Actinopteri; Cypriniformes; Cyprinidae. The record is from RefSeq and is a predicted model, not a curated record. Gene Ontology annotation, molecular function: protein binding. Gene Ontology annotation, cellular component: cytoplasm; cytoskeleton.